AUGGAGAGGUGAGUGACACAUUCAAAUUAGAAAGAAAUGUUCCUUAUGUGGUAAAGUUCAUGAACUAAAUUAGUUUUAGAUACUCUUGUUCUCAACAUUGAAGUAAUGGUGCUCUCACUGAACAUGGCCAUUCAAAUUUUGAUUACAGUACUCUUUGAUUUCAGAAUAGACUGCGAUAUUGUGGACCUAGACCUACUCUCUCUCAAAAGCACGUUGAUCAACUACAAAAAAAACUCGCCACUGGAGGAUAUUAGUACGUUAUGGAGAUAAUCAUUCAUAAGAAACUUCUCAUAUAAGGUUUCGGAAAAGGAGCUAGGAACUGAUUAGGCGGGAUAGAUUGUGCGAGAAGCACCUUAUGAGCUUGAUAAUAUUUUAAAAAAAUGAUUUUUACAGCAGGCACAUCCAGUCCAGCAAUAUACAAUAGUUGUCUUGGAUGUGGAUUCGCCAUAAAAGAUAAGUACAUUUACAAGGUAGAGUCAAUGAAUGAAUUCUAGUACAAACUAUUUAUUGUCAAGGUUAUGGAGGACAAUUAUCAUGAAGGUUGUCUCCGUUGCUUUUGUUGUCAAUUAUCACUGAGCUCUUCGAAAAAGUGCUUCGCACGAGAUGGCAAUAUUUAUUGUGAGAACGAUCAUCAAAUGUAAGUUUGCGUGUCACUUGAAAGAAAAUUCAGGUCGUUGGAAGCCAUUGUUUUCAUUCAAAAGUUUACCAUUCAAAAUGGAGUACAUCCAUUAGCGUGUACCCAGAAUAAAAUAUUUCUUGUUUCAAGAUGCAUUUUGAUUACGAUAUAAAUCAAGACUGAGCAUGUAAUCCAUAGAAGAGCACUUGAGUAUUAUUGCAAAAUACAUCUUAUUAGACACGGUGAAGUGAAUCAUUGACAUUGUCACCUGCUGAAGUACUGAGAUUAUAUACACAUACUCAUUCCUUCUAAUCAUUUUCAAAAAUUCAAACAAAAACGGGGUGAUGUUUUACGAUUUGUUGGUUUGAAAACAAACAAUCAGAUGCGAUGAGAUGCGCAAAACCAGAAAUGAGAAUUUCUACCGUAUACCAGUAUGUUUACUUAAGUUCCUCCCCUCUCAGCUUCAUGCAUUCAUUGCAUAAAAUGCCACAAAACUCAUUAUGCUUGAUGAUUUCUGGAUAUAUUUAUGCAAACGAACUUGAUAUUGUUAUAAAUUAAUCGCGUUAACACACGUACAGCAUAUAUUGCGCGAAAACACAGUGAACUGACAGCUGCCCACGUCAAGGGUUGCGAAUCAAAUUCUUUCCAGGUUGUAUGGUAAACGAUGUCGAAGAUGUAUGACGUUUCUUCUCCCAACUGACAUUGUGCACCGAGUGCAUCACAUUUAUUAUCAUGCGCAAUGCUUCAGCUGUUGCUCAUGCCAGAGUCGUUUCAGAACAGUGAGUACAGAUGCUGAAGCUUUUUAAAUGCAGUGUUACAGGGCGAUGAAUACCACUUUCUUGACGGUGAAGUAUUUUGCCGGAAUGAUUAUCAGUCAAUCUGCAACAUAGGUUCUAACAUAAACAUCGAAAACAUCGUCAGAUCGGAAAUUCAUCGCAAAACGCCAAAGCGGCCCAGAACUAUCUUGAAUGCACAGCAGCGUCGUCAGUUCAAGAAUGCUUUUGAAAAAAGUUCAAAACCUAGUCGCAAGGUAACAUCUCUCUCACACAAAGGCAAUUAUAGAUAUGGUUUUAGGUUAGAGAGCAGCUUGCCAAUGAGACUGGUUUGAGUGUGCGCGUUGUUCAAGUUUGGUUCCAAAACCAAAGAGCUAAAAUCAAAAAAUUGAACAAAAAGGAUUUGGAUUCGUUGGUUGAUGGUUUCAAAAACCCUGAAAGUGAAGGACGCAGCACAGAAGACAUCAGAAGUUCUGAUGACGAAGAAUCGAUAUUUAGUGAGUUAGAGUUAUUUGCUAUUACUGUUUUAAACAAAACUAUUUUUAGAUUUGGAGUCAGACGAGAUGGAGGUGUUAGUUACAUCAAGAUAUGCGGAUCCUAUUCAGAAACUCUACAACAUGACCUCUUCUCAAGUUUAUUUUCCAUUCAACUCCUGA
Messenger RNA from Caenorhabditis sp. 36 PRJEB53466, 2045 nucleotides. The record is from the annotation of a GenBank genome assembly. Lineage: Eukaryota; Metazoa; Nematoda; Chromadorea; Rhabditida; Rhabditidae.